AUGCCGGAUCAGCUCAAAGCAUCACUGGAGAAUCUGACCCGACAAGUAGAAGAUUUGCGCCAAAAGCACAACACGUCAGUUCUCACAAUGUCCAACAGCCUCGAAGAGCUCACUGCAAACUUUGCAAGAGACAUUCCGAUCCCAAGAGCAAGCCCUCCCGGAGUCCAAGGCGUCAACAAGGAUAUCGGAGAUGUGACAGCGAAGCUACUUACCAACGAGCAACGAGUGCAGGACCUCGCACAGACUGUGCAGCAAAUGCAAGAUAGCAACCGUGAUAUCAUGACGAAGCUGGAUCUGCUGAUUGCCCGUCCCCCUGUGGUGGAGAGCCACGUGCCUUCCUCCCAAACUUUCCCAUUCGACAGCAAGGAGGAGGCAGGGAUGAGGGGCAACUUGGCUGCUGCCGAUGGAGACGAGGUACAUGCUGGUAACUGUCAGGACACGAGCCCACAGCUGAAACCGCUGCUGCGUCCUCCAGAGCAGCAACAAGAACUCGGCGAGAGAGCUGCUUCCAGCUGUGACCAACGACCGCGUUCACCUAUUCUGGUCAGCGACGACGAAGACCAACAAGCAGGGAGCUCCAACGACCACUCUCAGCGUAUAACAACAUCCCGCAGUUGCUGCCCAGCAGGUUCAACUUCUUCUGGUAGUCGCCUCCCUCUGACGUCUUGCCGCUGUCAAUCAGAUCCUUUCACAAGCUCGUCAGCCCUCAGAGUCUGGCCAGCAGCCGCUAGUCCAGACGCUCGGACGCAAGGGUUGUCGCUUGCUGGGCCAGCAGCUGCAGGCGACAGCAAAGCAUCGAUAAAGAGUGAAGGGCGGCAGGGACAGGCAUUCCACACGCCACAGACGGGCAGGAUGGGAUCUGGAUUUGGUGUGAGCAGCAGCUCGCCACAAAGGGAGAGAGAAGCGCUCAGGAGCCGAGUCACUGGGAGGAAACGGGAAAGGCAGAUCGACUCUCAGAAGGAGACAGAAGCGACAGGAUCAAGCUCAUCCUCCUCGCAAGCUCCUGGGGCUGCUCCUUGCAAGCGAAUCAGAACUCCAACAGAACGGUUUGUUCCUCAGCCUACAAGUCACUAUCAACGGGCACCCCCAAGACCCCGCCGGCAACCGCUAGACGAGGCCAUGGUUAAGAAGCUUGAUGCGAAAGAAUUGAUGCUCCUACUGCUACAGUGUUACAUGAGGGCAAGGACAAAUCACAUAAGCUGCGAUGAUUUCAAAGAGCAUGUAUGGACGGAGAGCUUGUUGGAGGUGUGGAAGACGAGGAUUCAGAGUGUGCUUCCUUCAGCAUUGAUAGAUACCCUCAGGGAUCAGAGGUCCUCUGUCGUCGCGUGCCAAUUCGUCGAUACGAAAGAAAAUCGGGCGAGUUGGUACAUUGGGAAAGUGAGUUCAGACCCUCACCCGCAGCGGAUCCGAGUGGCGUUUACGGAUGGGGAUGUGCAGGAGUAUGACCUGAACCAAGAGGUGCGGUCGAUGGGAGAUGCCCCACGGGAGGAGGAGGAUUCGGAAUGCUUCCAAGUCUUUCUUGACGCUGAGAUGGCAAAGCUGGAAGAGUUCGAGCCGGAGGUCCGGGCGUUUCUGGUCAGUGGCACCUUGUUCGGCUGA
Messenger RNA from Guillardia theta CCMP2712, 1599 nucleotides. RefSeq lists its product as hypothetical. The transcript is spliced from 2 exons. The coding region runs from base 1 to 1599 and encodes 532 amino acids. The record is from RefSeq and is a predicted model, not a curated record. Lineage: Eukaryota; Cryptophyceae; Pyrenomonadales; Geminigeraceae.